CUAAUCGUGCGCGUGGCGUUUUUUCUUAUUCUCUGCUUACCUCAUAAUCUCAUCUCCCUUCAGCCGCGCCGGUGUCUGCAUCAAAAGACGGUGGGGGUGACGUGAAGGGAGCCUUGCACAAUAGCUGCACAGUCAUGGAUUUAUCGCGGUCCGCCGCUGCGGUGGAGGCAGAGUGGAGUGUUUGUUCGGUGUUUGCGAUUUGUGUUCGUAAAUGGUAAAGUCACUAGAACGACGACGCUGCUGACAGGCGACAGGGGCGACGGUCGUCAUAUGUUCUUUGGUUUGGCCCCCGCGCUUACCGUCUUACGCGAGAUUCUGCUGAUUGGUGGACGGGAAAAUGUUACGAUCAACAGCCGGGCAGGCACGAAAGAUGCAGUGAAUUAUUUUAUGAAUAUGUCGGCUACGUUGAUGGCGACCAUUAGGUCGUCCUGAGGCAUUUUGUGCUGCGGUUAUACAUACAUAGUUGCGAAGAAAGUGUCUUGCUUAAUCGAGUCGUUGCGUGCGUGCUGAAAACGAGGGAAGAUAAUCUGCAGACAGUGUGUUUUGCUAGCAAAAUGAAGUUAAUUUGAGAAGAGGUUGUAUCGGCUGUACGUGAAACCAGUUGUGUUUAGGAAAAAAUCUGCCAAAUCCAUCAAAAUACGCUCGUAUUUGUCACCCGCCGGUUUCAUGUGGGGGCGGCGAUAGGUUCGUGUGGGUACAGUGUGUCAGUGGUGCAGUGAGGGAGGACAGACAGACAAACGAAGAAAACAGAAAAUAUGCUGCGAGUGUAGAGAAGUGAGUACUAAGACAGAUUGAGAAUAAGUAACGUGAUUACGCGAGAGAGCGAGCGAGAGAGAGAGACUGGAGAAUAUCGGCGGGACCUAAAAUGUUCGCUUGAAGUGAAACUGAGACGGAGCGAUGGUUCCCACGUUGGGGUCUUUCUGAAGAGAGCGUGGAAUGUAAGCAGUUUUGUAAAACGGAUAAGUCGCAGUGCAGAAAAACUCCAGAAAUCAAGGCCCGCGAAAGUCAGUCAAACAUUCCAGUAUUCGAUAUUCCGUCUUGAAGUGUACGGUAGACAUUUCACGACCAUAGACGACAUCGUUUACCUUGGUAGUGUGGCAUAUAAACGGCGGACCCCUUGAUUGCUUUAUCACACUUAUGCAAAUUAGCUUGGAACGGUCGAAACGGGAAAAGAGUGUCGGAUUGGGCCUCAAAUUCCAACCCAUUUGAACAUAUGUUUUAGUGAUCGCAGCCGGAGCCGAUGUGGGAGCCCGCAGCUCUCGCAACCAGUCGACCAGUUCUUGCGGCUCUCGAUCGUUUUCUGCACCCACUUUUAUUGUUUUUGUUUUGCUUUCGUUUGCUCCCGUCGUCGAUCCGGUUUCCCCUUCAAAGUGUGAAUGGCGUUGGGUCGGGGUUGCGGUUGAAAUCGUGUUUUACACAUGCUUUGGACAUACGGCAGUGCCUCUUACGAAAUCUCACCAUCAACAGUCGCGCCAGCGAAUAAAGAAGCAGAAAUGUGCAGUGUAAGCAAAUAGUUGUUUGGAUCAAAACAAAAGGCCACAACGAAACGAAACGAAACGAGCGUGAAAAAAGCGGAAAAUAUGCCGAAAGGCGAUAAAAAGUAGAUCUUGCAGCGCAGGCAUAUAAACAACGUCGAUUGAGGAAGGAUUGCUAAAAUAAACAACGGAAAGCAAAACAAAACAAUACAUAAGCCAGGCAAAUAGUAAUGAUUUUCCGACUGUCAGGAGUGAGAAAUUCGUACGAAGAAAACUGAUCUCGAUCGUACGUACGGCUGAGGCUGUGUGUUUGUGCAAAAAGUGCUUCGUGCCAGUCGGCGGUAGUGAAUACGGGCGCGCGGCAAGAAGAUGCGGUGGGUGGCCUUCGCAGCGGCUCGAUUGUAUGGCAAAGUGAGAUAAGUUUCAACCAGUCUACCAGCAUCAGCAGCAGCACCACCACCACCAGGCAGUACCGAAAUUGGAUUAAUUUUCAACCGUGCGGUUUCUCGGUUCUCGCCGACUGGAGAAGCGCACUACUAUUGUAGGCCAGUGAAUGCCACAGAUUCACAGCCGGGCUCCCGAGCGGAACAGAUCACAUUGCAUGAACGCAUCCAGCAAAGAUUUAUGAAGCCAAUUUAGCAGGCGUCACUAGUACAACCGAAAACGAAACCGAAACGGGCGGAACGCAGGAAAAACGAACAACAAAUUUUCAACUCUUGCUUCCGGCACGGCACGGAGAAUGCAGCAGCGGGCUUGCUACUAGCUAGUUUACCCACUGUACCAUACUGCCACGGAACGUGGCAGCACCCGAGCCUGCCCAAUAUAGCAGCUGAAGCGUGCAGUGAGGUGUGAAACGGAAACUCAAGUGGAGUUAAGUGAAGUGGUAGAAGAGUGAUAGAGAGCGAGAGAGAGUGAGCCAGGAAAAUAAUUGCAGUGCUGAAAGUGAGAACAACGUGAAAAUUGCAUCGCAAGAACGCCGCUUGGCGGAAAAAUUCCCAUAAAAUCUGCCACGGAGACUGUGCACAGAAGAUCGGUGGUCACUCGCCACGUUAGCCAACCGCACCCGUGCACGUUUUACCUUCACCCAACCGGGCGGUCUAUGCGUGCUGAAUUACGAGCAGAGAUUGUGUCAGUUGUGUAAGCGGCAGUUUUUUUUUUUGCUUCCAUAGCAUAGAUGCAGUUCCAAAAGUCUGCCAGUGUGUCUUAUGAUCGCCGUUUGUUCCACUAAAGCGUUAGAUAAUUCCGGUGCCCGCGUUGAAAAUUAAAUAGAGUAAAAGAAGCCGAAAGUGAAACACAACAAAAGGCAAAAAGUGAAGAGUCUGGGAAAUUUCGAGAGCGUGGAAAAUUGGGUCUUGCGCGGGAAGUGCGACCGUAGGGAAGUUGAAAGUGAGAGGUCGGCUCGGUAUAAUUACGGUUAAGGCGCAAUGCAUUACGCUCGUUGGCCAAAUCGGUGCUUAGGCUGUUGGUGCGUUGGCGAAUCGACGAUAUAAUUACUGUAGCUGUUUAUGCUGAAGUUUAUGGAAAUGCUGCAUUUGUUCUGCUGUGCUGCGGUGUUGCGGUUCUUUUGAUUCAGAUUGACAGUCACGUUGUCAUCGAGUGUGAAACGAUGCUCCUGCAGCCUGGGCCUACGCUCAGUGCUGAUCAAAUCCAGCAGCAGCAGCCGCAACCGCAACCUUCGCCGCAACUGUCGAAUUCCCAGACAGCAACGGCGCAACCUUCGCCGCAGCAGUGUCUUCCGGUGAACCUGCUGUCCAGCCAGCAACCAUCCUCGCUAACGUCGUCCUCCAGUGCGUCCUCGACGCCACCGAUUCAGGAUGUCAGCCGCUAUCUGGAAAUGGCACAGGAAACCCUCAAGGAAGGAUGGACGGUGCACACAGCGAAAGAUGGGCGGCUUUAUUACUGCAACCACAUCACACGCACCGCAGGAUGGCUGCCACCAAUCGAGAACUGGAUACAAACGAUCGACCUGCCGUACGGCUGGGAAAAAGCGGUCGACCUGAAAGGGCAACCGUACUACAUCAACCAUCUCAACAAAACCACCACCUACGAGGAACCGGAACGGUAUCACUACAAUGACUCUCCGCCGGAACCGCGACUGGUGGUGCUCCAUCGGAGCCCCACGCUGGGCUUCGGUUUCGUGGCGGGGAGCGAAAAACCUGUGAUUGUUCGGUUCGUAACCGAAGGCGGACCUAGUGUAAAUAAGCUGGAACCCGGUGACCAAAUAUUAGCUGUAAACGGCGAGGACGUCAAGGACGCACCCCGCGACCAUGUGAUACAAUUAGUUAGAAAUUGCGAAAAUACCGUCACGCUGCUGGUCUGCCAGCCGCAGCUGUACAACGCCGUCGGCCGGAAGUCCACGCUGCUGUCGGCCGGCAAGAAGGCCAAGCUGAAAUCACGCCCCAUCCGUGUGCGGUUCGCCGAGAGCGUGUGCGUCAAUGGGGCACCACUGUUUCCGCCAUCUGCAUUCUCCCUGGGAGAUCUCUGCGUGCCACCAAUGGCGAACGUGCUCAAAGUUUUCCUGGAAAACGGACAAACCAAAUCGUUCAAGUACGAUUCGACCACAACUGUACAGGAUGUUGUUACAUCGCUACGUGAUAAACUAUGCCUAACCGCCAAGGAGCACUUCAGCCUGGUACUGGAGCACGUGAAAAGCCUGAAACGGAACAAAUUAACCCUUCUGGAUCCGCAGGAAACCGUUGCGAGGAUUGCAGCCCGGCCGGGUGCCCACAAGCUGCGGUGCCUCUUUCGGGUGACCUUCGUGCCCGUGUCGGCCGCCGCCCUGGCCCAGAAGGACCUGAACGCGCUGGACUAUCUGUUUCUGCAGUGCUGCAACGAUGUGACCCAGGAACGGUUCGCCCCGGAACUGCAACCGGAAGUGGCCCUUCGACUGGCUGCGCUGCACAUGCACCAGCACGCGCUCGCAAACAACAUUUCCCCCGCUAAGUUGACAGUGAAAACUGUUGAACGAGAGUUUGGACUGGAUCGCUUUGUGCCUGCCUCCUUGAUUGACGGAAUGAAACGCAAGGAGCUUCGACGCCUUCUGGGGCACUUCCUAAAGUUGAAUUCUCAGAUGACGGGUUCCUCGACCAAGAUGCUAACGCAACUACAGGCGAAAAUCCAUUAUCUGGAUAUUAUUUCCGGGCUGCCGAGCUACGGUGCGAAAUGCUUCAGCACGAAUCAGCGAGACGGUGUGGAACGGGUCCUGCUAGUUAGUCCUCGCUUCGGCCUUAGCCAGAUUGCUGGCGUGCGGAACACGGUGCCACAGCCAAUCUGCAUCCUAGAGGACCUUUCUCGUGUCGUGGUGACCCGCGACGAUGACGUAUCCAACACGGUAACCGUGUUCAUCAACCCAGACCGGGUGAUCACCUUUUCGAUGGAGGAUCGUGACGCUUGCGAAUUCGCCAUUGUUCUGGCUGGUUACUAUCGACUAAUGGCCGGUAAGGAGCUUCCCCUGGAGCAGGAACGGGAAACUGCAGUCGAGGAAAUUGCGCCACCUUAUCUGUCGCAGCACACAGUCCUUCAUGCCUCCUGGAGUUAUCUUCCAUCCGAGAAGCAAACCCACAGUAUGGCGUUCCUGAUGCCACCGCCAUACCACUCGAGCAAAACGGUGCAGAUUCCUUCGAAAUCGGACGAUUGCGAUCGGAAUAUGAACAACUCGUUGACGUCGAAUAAGAACCUCCGGUUGACCGGCAGCGAUGAGUAUGGGUUCGAUAUGUUUAAUCCUCGCUUCUCUAGAGAUGGUCUGGAGCGAGGAAUUGGUGGAUCUCUCAAGCAUAACACAUCGGAAGCGCGGAAUGAGGAGGUUCUUAGAAGGGUAGCAGAAAUGCACAAAAUGGUAGAAAGCUCCGAGCGCUAUCUGAACGAGCACGGUGAAUACUGUCACGAGUUUGACGUGCGACCCGGCAAGUUGAACCUCUGGCGAGAGACAUCCGUCGACGUGGAAAGCGAUUGCGAAAGCUUGAACAGUAGCAAGCAAUCUUCGAAUGAAGAUGCCCCAGGCAUCUUAAAGCACAGCGACUCUCUAACCCUGCUUACCGAAACUAUCAAUCAAGGACUUGAUGGAAUUGCCAAAGGAUUGAACUCAAUAUAUACGGCUCCUUUCAGUGAAGUAAACGGACAGCUGGAUAAUAAUUCGGCACAGAGCACGCCUAAAAGUCAACGGAAAGUUCAAGGACUUAGUCAAAUUCUAAGCGAUCUGCAAGCAUUAGGAAAUGACUUAUCUCAAAGUGAGAGCGACUCGGAAUCUUUAUAUACUCCGAAUAGUUCACCGAUCCAUAAAAACCCUAGCCAAUUGCCUCAGAGUAACCUAAGGAACAAGACUUUGCGCACGAGUUUCGGACUGCACAGUCCCGACAGCUCGAUUCUUGGUUGUGAUUCAAAAGAUAUGAACCUGAAAGAAUAUCUUCGACAGCUGAAGGAAGCUAGUAACAGUGACAACGUGGAGAACACAGAUCUUGCUGCGAAGAAGAUUGCCGAACUUUAUGGGUACGAAAUAGGAGACGAGUCCAUUAUCGAAACAGAUCCCGACAUAAUAGAUCUCCGAUCAAUACCGCCGCCUCAAACUCCGGACGAAUUGGACAACCUAAACGUCCUAAAUGUGCCACCUACAGGAUUCGACGAUGGAACGAAUGCAGUCGAUGCAGCCAGUACGGAGAAUGCGUCCGCCGUCGAUAAUGUAGUUGGCGAUUUGGAGGAAUUCUUGAAAAAGGUAACAAUAGAGCCCCCAACUAAAAAGAUCACACCUGCCGUAGAACUGACCCCAGAGGAAAUUCUGUCGUACAUUAUCCCCCCUCCGCCGGGAUUAGGCGAUGUCGACCCAGGCACAAAGCAACCCAUACCACUAGCACUGAAAAACAACCUCCCUAGUGUCCAGAAUCCAGCCAACAACAACAGCACCAAUACUAAGAAUCUCAACCAAACUACGGCGUUUGAGCUGCCAGUACCGAAGCCGAGAAUCAGCACCGAAACGAACUCGAUCAAUCUACUAGCCAAGUAUGACAAAUCUCGGUUCGAGGUCUAUUAUCCACCCGAGUUGCGAGAACAAAAGACUUCCGAAUAUGACCUAUAUAGUAAUUCAGCAGCGGCAAACGCUAAUGAAUGCGAAAAAGCCAACGGCCAUGUCAUCGAGUACUCAACGGUAGAUAGAAAAGGACCAUUUUCAUGUUGUUCAAAAUCAAAGAAAGAGAAGACUGAUGAACCGACGACCGGCGGACCAGUAUCCAACGGUAUAAAACUUUUCGAAGCAAAAGCCGAAGAGCUAGCCCUUCCACCAAAGCGUUGCCCGCACGUCACCGAAGCAAAUCCUCCCGAACGUCCACCCAAAAGCGUCGACCUGCAGCUGAAGCUCCACUCUCCGCUUCGUUCUCCCAACUACGCUAAAACGAACGGAAAUACCGGAAGCUACUACGAAAUGGACCCUCCUUCGCUUCCACCUCGAUUCGAGAAACAAUCGAACUCUCCGCCACCGGUAAAUCUUUCCACAUUACCACCAAAAAAACCUCCCCUACCUCCGGUCCCGUUGAAACCCUGCAUACGUAGUCCCGUUCCGAUUCUCAAGAAUCCCGUGUCGUACGCACUAUCCAGUUCUGCCAAUAAUUCACCGAUCAGAACGGCCGGUAUUGGUUCGCCGCAUUUACACCGUAAUCCAAACUGUUAUAGGGAAAUUGAACGAGCUUUCAACCGAGAUGAACUGACCGACAAACCUCCGCAGUCACUGUCACCAACCCCUAUGAACCGUCAAAACGGACACUAUCGUUCGCACAGCGACUGUCCACCAGUCUGUCUGAAAACUCCUCCAAUGGAAAACCGACCGCAGCUGUCACUUCUCUGCUCACCGCAGAUGUCGCGCAAGACAACGCUCAGCAAUCCAAGUAGUCCUAUCCUGGCGAAUAAAAACGGUCACAUUCUGAACGUCGAUACGCUGAUGGCAAAGACGGACGUUGCCAUGGCCGGUUUGCUGGUCAAACUAGAUCAGGUGGCAGCCAUGUGUUCUGCCGCCCAAACGGCCGGCGGAGGCACUAGCAUCGACGAAGACAAAUUUCAGCAAGCCAAAGACGAGCUAACCGACCAGUCGCUCCACCUGGUGACGGCUUCCAAACACCUGGUGGUAUCGAUGUCCGAUACCAAUCUGACCAACCUGCCGGAGCAUCUCACGGCAUGCCUUUCGUCGUUGCGCCGAAUUACCGAGCUGGCGCAAGAUUUGACCCGGUACACCUCGGCUCCGCUGCAAACGCGAAACAUCGUACUGAAGAUCCACGAUGUGGCAUCGAGCUUCCGGGAGCUGGCGUGCGUCCGAGUUGGCCCGCUAGGGGCCGGUCAGCUGGCCCUGCAUGCCGAGUGCUUGGCGAACGUGCUGGCCACACUGCUGCGCAGUUUGCGCGUUUUCUCCCCCUAGGGAUGCGGGAUGGGCGCUUGCUGCGGGUGUAAAUAGAAUUGUUAUGAAAGUUGUUUUUCUUUUUCCUGUGCGAUUUCGACAGCAGGAGUUAGGUUAAUUGUUACUAUUAUAUUUUAGUGAAUCUGAAGAUAAGUUUAAUCUGCGUUAGUGCGUUGGUAGUUUUGCGAUUGUUAUUUAUUGAGACAUCGUUAUGUGUUGGCAGUAUGCCAACCACAUGAGGUACAUUUUGAAGGACAUUUGUGCUUUUGGCCCAGAGACGAUUCGGUAAGACCUGCAGUCUAAAUUUUCACUUUGACAACUUCAAAUUUUUUUGUUUACUCUAGAGUUGGAUUACGAUGGGAGAUAUGCCCUUUUGUUGAUUCUAUCUUCAAUAUCAUUUUGAGCAUAACAACUGCUAAUAAUAUACAAAAAUACAAUAGUGACAACUUCGACCUCAAAAGAACUGUAUGUUCCUUAGAUAACUAAUAUCGCUGGCAUCAUUGAAUUUUAAUAAUUUAUGUCUGAUUGGUAAAUAAUCUCGAACUUUCAUGUGUUUGAGAGUUCUGACUAAUUCAAGAAUACACUUUACUUUAGCAGCGGCGGUCCUCUAACGGAUUUCACGGGACAGUAGUCCGGCAUACUUGCGAUGUGGCCGCCCCACCGUAGUCUUCCAACGUUCUCCUGGUUUACGAUGGGAAUCUUUCCAAGUAGUGCCUGAAGCUCGUGGUUCAUACGCCUACGCCACUCUCCGCUAUCCGUUUGUACUCCGCCAGAAAUCGUUCGCAACAUCCUUCGUUCAAAUACGCCAAGCGCACGUAUGGCUUUCGUAAGCCCGUUCCCGUGCAAAUCUUAUGGGAGAGUUUGCUCUAACUCUUUUAUUCAUACGGUCUAUUGUCUCAAAUAAGUAGAGGACUGCCGGUCUGAUUAGCAUUAGGUACAUCGUCAGCGUUGUGCGGCAGCCUAUGCUCCUUGAUCGACUUCAAGCUGGAAUGCGUCGUUGAAUCUCCUUACACGUAUUAUUAUCGACGGUGACCAGAGAUUCCAAAUAUAUGAUCUCAUCAACCACUUUCAGCACAUCGCCGUCUAUUGUCAGCUGUCCGUUCCUACCAUAUAUUUGGAUUUCGAUACAUUGAUUUGUAACCCAACCCUCCUAGUCUCCGUUUUUAGUCUGACGUAGAUUGCAUCUGCUGUCCCAAGGUUUCUAGUAACGAAACCGAGGUCGCCUCCGAAGGCUAGGAGUUGGCUAAUUUUGCCAAUUUUUCCCUCUCGUUUCGAUGCCCGUUCGCCGGAUCACACCUUCAAUGGUGAUGUUGAAUAACAUACAGAACAGUUCAUCCGCUCGCCUUUGCGCGAUUCAAAAGGAUUCGAGAGUGCCCACAAGAGACAGACAGUUUAUCCGGCUUGCCUUGCAGCAUCCACGCUUUCCUAGUUCUACUGACUGUUGAUACUUAUUUUUUUUAGAGUGGACCCAAGGGGUCAUUCACCAAUACUGUUAUUACUUUUCCUUAGCCCUCGCAUCGACUCACCGGGUUGAUACCGAAUGGCCGAAUAACAAAUAGCCGAACAUCUGUCACAGAAGGCCGGAAUUGAAUUCGCCGAAAACUAUUUUUUCGAAUAAUAUGGGUAAAAAUAAUGUUUUUGAGGUCAAUGCAAAGCUGCUCAAGCUAUCAUCAAAAAAAUAAAGAUAGUUUCAUGCGUUUUAGAAAAAUACCAAACAAUAAGGACAAAAACGCAUUUCGUAAAAUACUGGCAGCUUAGUCUCUAAACAACCAAACGCACACGCUCUGCGCCUUAUUUUUUUAUUUUGGUAAUAAUUUGUAAUAUUACUGUAUAGAUCGAUACAUACUUCUUUCUUUCUCUUAAACGCAAAUGAGUUACGCUCAUUAUAAGGUGCGAGACUUGUUUUCUGUGUCAGUAACUAACGUUUUCUCAAUGAAUCAUAGCAGCCUCCACAGAAAUCACCUCUAUUUAGGUGCAUGCCUUUUCCUAAGUUUACUGACUAUUUAGUAGGGUUUAAGCCUUAGUUGAGUCCGACCGUAAAUUAAAAGCCGCAAAUAUAUUCUAUGACAUUCUGCCAAGUGUGUUUCGGCCAUUUAUGAUUAGGUUAUUAGUUCUACUGCGUCAUUUGUUAUUUCGUCUAUUUGUGUUUCGGUUUUUCAACUGAGAUGAUUGGACCACUUGGGCUCGUUAACGGCAAGUCACCACACGUCCGGUAUGCCUAUCAUACAGUAUGGGGUACAUUUGUUCCCGUGCAUUAUCUGCCAUAGCUGUUCGGGCUCGACUGUAUCGUAUGCUGCCCUGAAAUCCACAAAAAUAUGAUGCGUAGGCACAUUGUACUCCUGAAAUUUCUGAAGGAUUUAUCGGAGAGUGAAAAUUUGAUCCGUAGUACUAAAGUUUUUGGAUCCGUAGUAGCACGGGCUCCCAUAAAAACCAGAUACUGCCCUACGAAUUCUCUUGCUAUUGGGAAUAGACGACGUAACAAAAUCUUGGAGAAAACCUUGUAUGCGGCAUUACCCACCGUAAAGCCGCGUUAGUUACAGUAAUCUAGCCGAUCGCCAUUUUGUAGAUGGGACAGACUACACCUUCCGUCCAGUUCUUCAGUAGCUUCUCCUCCUCCCACAUCUUUGAAAUUAUCCAGUGAAGUACCAUUGCUAGGCUAGCAGUUCUUGACGAUUUUUUGUACUAUCAGGAGUCGGUCCUUUCCGAUGGCUCUAUUAUUCUUCAGCGGAUUGAUUUUUCGCCGGAUCUCUUCGAGAUCAGGCAUGCUGUUAUCGUUUGUAGGUACUCCUAGGUUAACAUCCGUUCCGUCUCCUUCUGUUAUAUCACCAUCGAGGUGCUCAUCGAAAAAUUGCUUCCACCUGACGACCACCUCACGCUCGUUUGUGAUUACAACCGCUCCCUUGUCCCUACAUAUGUCAGGUUUAGGUGGUAGCACUUGACCUUAUCGUUAUCUGGAAAGUGUUCGAGAAAGUGUUAUGAUUUCAUAUCGGGUAUCUGGCGAUUUUAUAUCUGAUGUCUGGAUGUCUUAAUGUAGCCGUCUGUUGCUAACUUGCGAUUAGCUGCUUUACCGUUUUUGGUCACGAAUUUAUUGGAUGAGAUCCUCCGUUUGAGAUUCACCAAAGUGUGAGGGUUGACAAUGUUCGCUACAAAACGUUUAUCUCUAUCUGUCCAUCUCUUCCAGUGAUGUCUUGGCAUAAUGUGCUGAGACCAGGUCCGACCGAAAGACUACACCCUCUUCCACGUGAUAUUUCUUGAUGAAGACGGCAACUUCCGGCGGGCACUUCGUACUGCAUAUCUUCCCGUUCACCGCAAGGUCCGAAGGAAACAACAGCGGCUUGGGCAUUCCGUCAGUCACACAAGGGCCCUCUUCGGGAACUUGGUGUGGGAGAUAUAUUUGACUUCAUCGCUUACAUCCUUGGUGGGGGAUGUAAAGAACCCGGUCCCCUGACAGUCGUCCAUCCUAUGAUAGUUGGUGUCGUCAUUUGUUAUGAUCAAGACGUCGCGCUUCGGCGGGAAGAUAUUUUUCACCACCACCUUCGGCCGCUCGGGUGAUUGCUUACUGCUCAGACACGGCCGGUCUCGACUGACGCUUCCGCAUAAAAAUGUCCAUUUUGGUUAGGUACCAAGACGCGGUUUAAUAUACAGAACGAUGAGGCCACCUUGCUCUCGGCCUUCCUUUUCAGCUUACUUACUUACUUGUCCUGGUGCGUUGUUGUUGUUUGUUCCGCCAACAAACUCGGUCCUUGGCUGUCCGUCUUCAGAGGCCCUAUUUUCACAGUCACCUCACCUCACCUCACUUCUCUCACCCGUACUAUUCUCACAGUCACCCUCACCUAACCUUACAGGCCCCAUUUGAGAUUUGUACAGUCACAAGUGAGCGAAGUCAAUUAAGUGACUCUGAGAAUCGCAAAUUGUGAUCUCACCUAAAAAAUUUAGGUGAGGUGACUGUGAGAAUAGGGCCCCAGUUUUUCGAAUGGCCCUCACUUUCCAGGUCUUCCUCCACUUGGUCGAACCAUCGAGCACGCUGCGCAUCACUACGCCAAACAGCUGUGCUAGCUCGUGGCUAAUCCUUCACCUUUAUACACCGUUCUAAUAUAUACCACCAAAAAGGGUAUUUAGCACAUGACAUUCAAAAACGGCCAGUGCUUUCAAGCCCCCUUCAAGCAUUGUCCACGUUUCGUGCCCGUUGAGAAAUACCAGUCUGAUUAGCGUUUUGUACAUGGUACAUUUGGUGCGGGAAUGAAGCUUACCAGACUUGAGGUCUUGAGGUAGUAAGCACGAUUCCAGCAAGAAUACGUCUACGUAUUUCUCUGCUGCAGUUGUUAUACGACGUCAUCAACGACCCGAGGUAUUCAAAUUCGUCUACCACCUCGAACUCGUCCCCGUCGACUACCACACUUUCACUUUCACGUUUCAGCUUAGUAUAUUGCUCAGCAACCUCCUGGUACUUCCUUCCGACAAUGUCCACGUCGUCAACGAAACAAAUAAAUUGGCUAGAUUUAUUGAUAGUCGUGCCCCGCAUGUUAAGAUCCUCACGUUUUAUAACACCUUCUAGCGCGAUGAUGAACAGCAAAUAGCAUCGUCUAGUCGAAGUUCCCUGCGUGUUUCAAACGUCACCCGAUAUCUUCACACAGCACUGCACACCAUCUAUCGUGGCCUUAAUUAGUAUUGCCGGCUUCCCGGGAAAGCCGUUCUCGUCCAUAACUUUCACGGUCGACAGUAUCGCAGGCAGCUUUGAAAUCUGUGAAUAGGUAGUUCGUAGGGACUUUUCGCCGUACUGAUGUAGUCAUUACCCCAGCUGUCUUGGUAUUCCGUUUCCGCGCCAUUCUGCUGGGUUUGCUGCCUUUAUUUCUGUCUAUAUCGUUUCAUGGUUUGACGGCGCCUCUGCUGCAGCAUCAACGCCUGUGCUGCUUUCUUCUCGUCUAACAUCCUCUGACAUUCCUUAUCGAACCAGUCGUUACGUGGACUCCUUUUAGCGAACCCAAUGGCUGGCAGCAAAGCCGCAAGGCAUUCCGCGUACUUAGUAGCGACUUCAAGAGAUCAUACCGUGGUGGGCGACGGUACCGAAUGUUGGUAACAACGGAAAGUCUUUGGCGUAUUUUAACCAUCAAAAGUUAAUGGUCAGAAUCGAUGUUUGCGCCACGAUAGGUUCUAACGUCGAUUAUGACCUUCCAACGAACAAAACGUGAUCGAUUUGCGAGUCCGUCCGUUGUGGUGAUCUCCAGAUGUACCGAUAUGGAAGGCUGGGCCGUGCUUGUGAGAAACGUGCUGCUCGAGCCAAAGAUGCUGAUAAGUACUUCGUAUGGCCAUAUUUUUGGCCAUUAGUUCGCAAGCGAGUGUGCGCUGAACUUUUCAAUAACUGGUUUGAAUUCCUCCUCCUGACCAAUCUGAGCGUUAUACUUGCUAGUAUAACUCAUGCAGCGCUACAAGUCGAACUUGCGGGACCUCGACAAAUUGAGGGACUUGCAGUUCCCUGCUUCCAAUCAUUAGUCCUUUUUCGUUGCCUUGAUCUAUGCCGAUUGUUCUCGUCCUAAUGUAAAUACGCUUCCUAAUGUAAAUAUGCUUCCUGUAUUGGUAUUUUUUACGGAUGACUUGUAAGACCUGCACCAACUCCCUGUGUCGCCGGAGGACGAGAGAUCGGUGUUGCUGGUUAAGAGGCUGAGAACCACUAUGGGGGUUAUUUUAUCCAGCUAUUUACCAACCUCCUCUUUAACUUCUGCGGUACUUUACGAAACCAGACUUCCUUUCGACGCACUGGUGGACACGAAGUGCCUCACAAUGUCCACGAUGGCAGAAUUUCAUACUCACCGUGCCACUUGGGCAGCUGUCGAUAUCUUUUGACUCUUGCAAACCUUCUAAUUUUCAGUCAAACCGUGCACCCAUUGUUUUUCAUAUGCAAUUAUUCGAGGGUCGUUUUUCAAAAUAUUCUUCAUGCUUGACUGCGAAAUUUCCAGUUCUUUGGCCAUUUUACGUCCAGACUGAUUUGGUUUCCGUCGAAUUCGCUCUCUAACUCGUUUAAUGGCUUCCGGUGUCCUUACAGUGCGUUUACAGUGGCAGGGUUUGGGGAGUAUUUUCCAAGAACCGAUUCCCUUGUAUCGCUUGACGGUAUAAAAGACGAAACUUUCUUUUAUUUCGAGUGGCAUCAGCUUCUUUGAAAUAUCAUACGGUCGAAUUUUUUUUAAAAACAGACUUAUCACAAGUUCCCUUUUUGCGUCCAUGAUUACCACGACUCUUUAAUGAAUGAAAAUUGCGACACAGCGUUGCACGCGUCAAACUUUUCACUGACGAUAAGUACGGCGUCGUCGGCGAAAGCAAUGGUCUCAUAACUCAGCUGUGAUAGCUUGUGAAGGAGUGCGUCGGCCACCAAAGACCGGAGGAAGGGGAGAGAGCUUUGAUGACCGAAAUCGAGACCAACGUAUCUACCAGUGAUACUGUGAUUUCUCUGCUCGAAAGCAUUGCUCGAAUCCAGCUCAUUGUAGUGCGGUCGAUUCCCUUUUGACAGAGAGCCGUAUUAAUUAAUACGAAGAACGUGUUAUCGAAAGCACCUUCAAUAUCUAGAAAAGCACAAAGUGCCGUCUGGUAACAUUUUUGCGAUUUCUCAAUUAACGUCCCUAAGUAGUGCAAUGCGGUUUCCGUAGAUUUAUUGUGUUGGUUUCUAUGCAACGGAGUUUUUUUUAACUCAUUGCGGAUAUAGUUAUCCGUGUUUUUUUUUUCAUCAGCUUAAGAAGUGUUGAAGUCAGACUUAUCGGUCUGAAAAGCCUGAAAGGCAUGGUUUUGUUUUUUUACCAGCCUUAGGUAUGAAUACAACCUUUAUUUUCCGGCCAAUUCUUCGGGAUAUGUCCCAAAACUUUUUGUAAUGA
Messenger RNA from Sabethes cyaneus, 14708 nucleotides. RefSeq lists its product as uncharacterized. NCBI's taxonomy places the organism in Eukaryota, Metazoa, Arthropoda, Insecta, Diptera, Culicidae. The record is from RefSeq and is a predicted model, not a curated record. Gene Ontology annotation, cellular component: cytoskeleton. Gene Ontology annotation, molecular function: protein binding. The transcript is spliced from 14 exons. Bases 3082 to 7869 code for a protein of 1595 amino acids. Gene Ontology annotation, biological process: signal transduction.